GAAAGAAGAGAGGUUGGGAGAAAGAGAACUAGAAAAGCCGAGGAUUAGGGUUUUUAUUUCUUGGAUUUUUUCUCCCCUUCUUUAAUCCGUUCGGCGACUCUGCUUCGGGAGAACGAAGGGAGGGGAGAGCGGGGGGUUUCGCUUCCGUCCCUCAUCUCGCCCCCAAUUCCUCUACUCCUUCGCCCAAGGGGGAUUGGGCUGAAGAGUGCUUAGGCGGGAAUCUUUGGGCAUGGCAACAGCAGAGGCGGCUCCAGCUUCACUGGGCCCACGCUUUGCACCUGAAGACCCGACACUCCCGAAGCCUUGGAAAGGGUUGAUUGAUGGAAGCACUGGUCUCUUGUACUACUGGAACCCUGAAACGAAUGUCACCCAGUAUGAGAAGCCAGCUACCUCAGCCUCUCCACUGCCAACUGGUCCUCCUUCCUCAGCCUCCAUGCCCAAGUUGGCCCAGAUACCCACAGCUCGCACCUUACCUCCUAAUGUCACUGUAUCGCAGCAGCCUGGCCAACAAAUGGUUCAACAGGCAGGACAGCAAGUGCAGCAACAGCAUCCAAGUCAACAGAUUUUUCAGCAAGCAGGCCAGCUAACUCAACAGCAGCAGCAUCUGAGCCAGCAAUUGCCGCUUCAGCAGUCAGGUCAGCAGAUGCCGCUUCAGCAGUUAGGUCAACAGAUGGCAUGCCAGCAAAGUCAGCAGAUGCCAUAUCAGCAGCUGCAGCAAAUGUCAAAUCAGCAGGUCACACAGCAGCAGAACGCACAGCAGUUCUCACACAUGCAGCUGCAGCAAAUGCCAUAUCAGCAAAUUUCUUGCCUUCCAGGGCAGCUUAUGCCGCACCCUCAGGGACAGCAACCACAAGGGCUGCAAUUUUCUUCUUAUCAGCAGGGGCAACAAUCACAAGGGCUGCAGGCGCCAUACCAGCUGGGGCAGCAACCGCAGGUGCCACAAAUUCCUCACGAGCAACAAAUGCAGGAGUCACACAUGAUGCUACAAAGGGGGCAGCAACUGCAGGGUCCACAAAUCCCGCACUCCCAGGGCCUUCAGAUGGUGCCCCAGCCGCUUCAAUACCCACAUGGGCUACAAAUUGCACGUCGGCAGGGACAACAAUCACAUGGUUCACAUAAUGGAAACCAGCGUGGGCAGCAGACACAAGGACAGCAAGUUGGGUUCCCAAGGGUGGAGGAAGCAGCUCGCCUAGAGGGAAAGCAGGCUGGUCUUUCUUUGCCUAUGGACCAACAAAGCAGUCUGAUAUCUUCGAAUCAUCACCUUCCAGUCACGCCUCCGCAGGUUAAUAUUUCUCUUGCAGGAGGACGUUCUAUCCAACCACAGAAACAGCUUGGUGGGGCAUCUCCUGUUACUGCACAGCAUAAUGCUUCAUCGCUUCAGUUGCAGCUGGCGGGCAUAGACCCGAGCUAUCAGCAACAGCAAACAAGUGGUUGCACAAUUCCAAAUCAGCCGGGGCACACGGUGAUCCGUCCGCCUAUGGGAUUGAAAACAGGUUAUGAUGAUGAUCAACAUGAAAGAGGGAGAAAUGAAUUUAAUUCUUCCCGAAGGAUGGAAGAGCCAAUGAUGCUUCCACAGCAACCAAAGCAUGCAAAUCUUCCCCUUGCAUGGAGUCAGCAGGAUAUGAAAAUGGGUCAUCAGUUUAUUCCACCAGGUCAUUCAGGCGGACUGAACAUGUUGCCACAGCAUCCUAUGCCAAACAUGUACAGUCAUGCUGCCUUUCCUGAUCCAGCUCCCUUAGGACCGUCCGAAGGAAUGUUUGGCUCAUCAGAUUUUCCAAAUAUUUCUGCAGCUGAUGCAUACUGCCAGCACCACGAGGUUACCGCAAUGGGCGACAAUGUUCCUGCACCAUUCAUGACCUUCGAGACCACUGGCUUCCCUCCAGAGAUUCUUAGAGAGAUGCAUUCAGCUGGAUUUUUGUCUCCCACGCCAAUACAGGCGCAGACAUGGCCAGUUGCACUACAAAACAGAGACAUAGUGGCCAUUGCCAAGACAGGUUCAGGGAAGACCCUGGGCUAUCUUAUUCCUGCAUUUAUCCAUUUGAGAAGAUGUGGAAAUAAUUCUCGGUUCGGUCCAAUAGUGUUAGUUUUGGCUCCGACUCGGGAACUUGCUUCACAAAUACAAGAAGAGGCAAUCAAGUUUGGUCAUUCUUCUAGAGUUUCUUGCACGUGUCUAUAUGGAGGAGCUCCAAAGGGUCCUCAGCUAAGAGAAAUAGAACGAGGAGCAGAUAUAAUAGUGGCUACACCUGGUCGGCUUAAUGACAUCCUUGAGAUGAAGAAGAUCGAUUUCCGUCAAGUUUCUUUUCUUGUGCUUGAUGAAGCAGACCGUAUGCUUGACAUGGGCUUUGAACCUCAGAUACGAAAGAUUGUGAAUGAGAUUCCUCCACACAGGCAGACUCUCAUGUACACAGCAACUUGGCCUAAGGAGGUGAGGAAAAUAGCUGGGGAUCUACUGAAGAAUCCUGUUCAGGUGAAUAUUGGCAGUGUUGAUGAGCUUGCUGCAAACAAGUCCAUUACGCAGUAUGUGGAGGUGGUUUCGCCUAUGGACAAGCAGAGGCGCCUGGAGCAGAUUCUUAGAAGCCAAGAACGGGGAUCCAAAAUCAUCAUCUUCUGCUCAACAAAGAGGCUGUGUGAUCAGCUGGCCCAUAGCAUGCGGAAUUUUGGUGCUUGUUCCAUUCACGGUGACAAGUCUCAGGGUGAAAGGGAUCAUGUCUUGCAACAGUUUCGCACCGGGAAGGCACCAAUUCUAGUUGCUACUGAUGUUGCUGCCCGGGGACUUGACAUCAAGGAUAUCAGGGUGGUGGUUAAUUAUGAUUUUCCUACAGGGAUCGGGGAUUAUGUCCACCGGAUUGGACGAACUGGGAGGGCUGGGGCUACAGGAGUAUCGUACACCUUCUUCUCAGACCAGGAUCGGAAAUAUGCAGCUGAUCUAGUAAAAGUUCUUGAAGGUGCAAAUCAACAUGUUCCACCAGAGGUUCGCAAUAUGGUCGCGCAUGGUGGACCCCUCUUCCCAAGGCCUCGUGCUGGAAUGAGCCGCUGGGAUUUGGGUGGCAGCAGCAAGUGGGACUCUGGAGGUGGGCGGGGAGUGAGGGAUGGCCCUGGUGGCUUUGGUGGUCGUGGGAGCUUUGGAGGUGGUCGGGGCAUGAGGGAUCGUCCUGGUGGCUUUGGUGGGCGUGGCGGUAGAAAUGAUUUCUACGGUGGGCAUAGGCCCAGGGGUCGUGGAUUUGGUGGACCAGGUGGAGAUAGGGGUCGGCAUGACCGUGUCCCAUAUGACCGAUAUAUGAAACCUGGUGGACAAGGCCGGUAUGAUGCUCGCAGGGGAUUUGGAGAGAGGAGCAGAGACCGGGGUUAUAGUCGAAGUCCAGAGAGAGCUCGGACAUGGGGUUAUGAUAGAAGCAGAAGUGAAAGCAGUAGGAGCAGGAGCCGAAGUAGAAGCCGAAGCCGAAGUAGGAGUUGGUCAAGGAGCAACAAGAGCUGGAGCAGAAGCCGAAGCAGGAGCCGGAGCAGAAGUCGAAGCAGGAGCUAUGAUAGGUAUGAGAGGCCUGGGGGACAGGAGUAUGACCACUCUCUAGUACCUGCAGCACCCAUAGCCUUGCCUGGAUUUGAGCCACCAGAAGUGGCUGGGUUUGAAGUUACACCGGUGCCCGAGUUUGAGGCUUCUUUACCUCUAUCAGGUGAUAUGUCUCCCAUGUCACCAGGCCAGGAUAAUGGAUCGUUCCCCGGAAGUGAGCUUACCGGUGAACUUCCACAGCCUGAUGGCAGGAGGCUCGACUUUCCGGAGUCUGGAGCCUCCCUAGAACUGCCUCAACAGCAUGCAGCGGAUUUGUAAUGCAGUUUUGGAGAUGUAAGAUCAUUUUUCAGGAGUUUCUGGCUUCAAAAAUCUUGUUGAGGAUUUGCAACUUUGGAGGGGCAGGCCAGGAGCGUUGUGGUUGAUGGAUUCCUUUAGGCCAGAAAAUUAGUUUUUUUUUCUUUUCCUUGUUUCAAAAAAAAAAAAAAACAGAAACAGGAGUUUCGAAUUAUUCAUACAGUUUCAAGGGGAGGGUUAUUAUGUGGUAUUUUUCUCAGAAUCAAAGGGUAUUGAUGUGAAUUCUUUAUGAAGACCCAAGUUUUACAUGCUUUCAUACUACCAAAGUAUCAUUUUUUCGGUGUAUUGAUUUU
Molecule: messenger RNA, 4155 nt
Organism: Phoenix dactylifera (date palm)
Lineage: Eukaryota; Viridiplantae; Streptophyta; Magnoliopsida; Arecales; Arecaceae
Product: DEAD-box ATP-dependent RNA helicase 40
Molecular function (GO): nucleic acid binding; protein binding; ATP binding
Source: RefSeq, a predicted model, not a curated record